CAGAUUCUAAUUAGGGGUAGUAGAAAUGUGCACAGCCAAAGACUCAAUUGCAGCAACACUUCGAUCAACAUCAGCGAACCCUGAUGCAAGCUGAUGGAUAUGGAAUGAACAAUACUGAUUCUUUUGGGUCUGGAAACUCCUAUGGCUCUACAACAUCUGUUGGAACUAUGACAAACUCUCAGAAUUCAGAUCCUGUUAAUUUGCAGUCUAUGUCCAGAACAAAUUCUUCUCUGAUAAGUAAUCCAUCGAAUUUACAUGGUGUUCAAUUGGCUGCCCAUAUGAAGCCCCAGUCCAUGGAUCAGUUUGAAAAUAUGAAUUUACAACCUCCAGUUUCUUCGAGAGACAAUAUCCUUCAAGCUAAUCAGCUGCAACAGUUUCAGCAGCAGCCCCUUCAGUUCCAACAACAGUUUCAGCAACAGCAACCCCGCCAUCAGCAAAAUCUGCAGCGUCAAAAUUUGCCGAGUAAUAGUGGUUGUAGUCAGUCCCAGAUGGCAUCUGAUACAAGUAGUCAAGUGAAGCAUGAACCUGGAGUGGAACACCACGAUGAGGUUCUACAUCAACAAGCCCCUCAACAAUAUCAGCUACCUGAAUUGCAGAGUCAAUUCCAGGGGAACCAUGCUGGAGAGAUCUCUAGUCUGCAGAAUAUGCAUUCAUCGCUACCACAAAAUUCUCAACAAAUGCAACAGAUGUUGCACCAACAGCAAUUGGUUCCAGAAUCUCAAAAUGAUUAUAAACAUUCAGUUGGUGCACCGUCAGAAUCAGCUGUGCAGACCCAAUGGCAUCGUCACUCACAAGAGCAGGUUCAAAUGCCAGUGAACAUUUCAUUUGAGCAGCAUGUCCAAGAGGAUUUCCAGCAGAGGAUAUUGAGGCAGGAUGAAGCUCAAUGUGACAAUUUAUCUGUGGAUGCAUCUACUAUCAGUCCAUUGGUUGUUCCUAAAAGCUCAUCAGAUCUUUCAAGUUCAAAGGGUGCUAUCUCUAAAUUUGGAAAUGGGAGUCAUGAUAGGCAAUUCCGAAAUCAAGUGAGGUGGCUUUUGUUACUUCGCCAUGCUCGUAGAUGUAAUGCCUCUGAGGGUAAGUGUGAUGGCUAUUGCUUUACUGUACGAAAGUUGUUGUCUCAUAUGGAUAUGUGUGCAUCCUCUCCAUGUUCAUACCCUCGUUGUCAUCACUCCAAGAUACUGAUUCGUCAUCACAAGACUUGUAGAUAUCCAGCAUGCCCUGUUUGUGUUCCUGUUAACAAUUAUGUACAGGCUCAGAAGGCACGUGCCUCUCUUAACUCUACUUACGCUUUGCCUUCUUCGGAUGGUAUAUCUACUAAAACAUAUAAUGCUGGAGACAUUUCAAGUAGAUUGACUACUACAUCUGCAGCAAUCGAUACUUCUGUAGACAUACAGCCUUCACUAAAACGCAUGAAGAGAGAGCAAUCUUCACAAUCUGUUAUUACUAAAAGUGAAGGUCCUUUAGUAUCAAGUUCUGUUGCUGAAACUCACAGAUCUCAGGAUAUCCAUCGCCAAGAUCACAUACAUGUUGACAGGCGAAUGCUAGUUAAAUCUGAGCCUAUGGAAGUGAAGACUGAAGUCCCCAAGAUUUCUGCUGAAGGUGGUCCUGUUAUUACCGAGAUGAAUGUUGUUUUAGAAGACAUUAGCAAGAAGAAGACUGACUGUGAGCCCACUACAUGUGAUGAAUUUGGUGGUCUUCAUAAGCAAGAAAAUGCUAAGAUUGAGAAGGAACCUGGCUCAGUUAAACUAGAAAAUGUUAAACAGUCUUCCGAAGGUGCAGCUGAAAUCAAGUCUGGGAAACCAAAUAUAAAGGGGGUGUCACUGACUGAACUUUUCACCCCCGAGCAAGUUCGGGAGCAUAUUAGAGGUCUCAGACAAUGGGUUGGCCAGAAUAAGGCAAAGGCUGAAAAACAUCAAGCAAUGGAGCACUCAAUGAGUGAAAACUCCUGUCAGUUAUGUGCAGUUGAAAGACUCACUUUUGAACCACCGCCUAUUUAUUGUAGUCAUUGUGGUGGUCGCAUUAAGCGAAAUGCAGCAUAUUACACAGUGGGUGCCACUGAUACACGACAUUUCUUUUGUAUUCCUUGCCAUAAUGAUGCACUUGGAGAUAGCAUUGUGGUUGAUGGAACUGCCAUUCCUAAGGCAAGGCUUGAGAAGAAGAAAAAUGAUGAAGAGACCGAAGAAUGGUGGGUUCAAUGUGACAAGUGUGAGGCUUGGCAACAUCAAAUUUGUGCUCUAUUUAAUGGUAGAAGGAAUGAUGGCGGGCAAGCUGAAUAUACGUGUCCCAACUGCUAUAUUGCUGAGGUUGAAAGAGGAGAGCGGGAGCCUUUACCACAGAGUGCUGUUCUGGGGGCCAAAGAUUUGCCAAGAACAAUCCUCAGCGACCACAUAGAGCAGCGAUUAUUUAAGCGACUGAAACAGGAAAGAAAAGAGAGGGCAAAGGUUCAAGGAAAAAGUUACGAUGAGGUUCCUGGUGCUGAGGCACUUGUAGUUAGAGUUGUUUCAUCGGUUGACAAAAAGCUGGACGUAAAGCCACGAUUUCUUGAAAUCUUUCAAGAAGACAAUUAUCCACUAGAAUUUCCAUAUAAAUCAAAGGUAGUUUUAUUGUUUCAGAAGAUAGAAGGGGUAGAAGUAUGCUUGUUUGGCAUGUAUGUUCAAGAAUUUGGGUCAGAAUGUGCAUUUCCAAAUCAGCGCCGUGUUUAUCUUUCAUAUCUAGACUCAGUCAAGUAUUUCCGGCCUGAGGUUACUGGAAGCUUACUGAUAAUUGUUGUCACAAUUUUCAUUUUACACAUUAUCGGAUACCUUGAAUAUUGCAAGAAACGUGGUUUUACAAGUUGCUAUAUAUGGGCCUGCCCUCCACUGAAGGGUGAAGAUUAUAUCAUAUAUUGUCAUCCAGAAAUUCAGAAAACACCAAAAUCAGAUAAACUGAGAGAAUGGUAUUUAGCAAUGUUAAGGAAAGCUUCCAAGGAAAACAUUGUAGUUGAUCUUACUAAUUUAUAUGAUCAUUUCUUUGUAAUUGUGAGUGAACGUAAGGCAAAGGUAACAGCAGCUAGGCUUCCAUAUUUUGAUGGUGAUUACUGGCCUGGGGCUGCUGAAGAUCUUAUAAAUCAACUUUGUCAAGAAGAUGGCAGAAAGAUGAAUAAAAAAGGAACAAUAAAAAAGACCAUAACUAAAAGGGCUUUGAAAGCAUCUGGUCAGUCUGACUUCUCUUCUAAUGCAUCAAAGGAUCUGUUACUGAUGCACAAACUUGGUGAGACCAUUUCUCCAAUGAAGGAGGAUUUUAUCAUGGUUCAUUUGCAGCAUUGUUGCACUCAUUGCUGUGUUCUUAUGGUAGCCGGAAACCGCUGGGUCUGCAAUCAGUGCAAGAACUUUCAGAUCUGUGAUAGGUGCUUUGAAACAGAGCAGAGGCGUGAUGAAAGAGAGAGGCAUCCCAUCAACCAGAGGGAGAAACAUGCUCUCUAUCCAGUUGAAAUUACUGAUGUACCUACUGAUACAAAGGAUAAAGAUGAUAUUCUUGAGAGUGAAUUCUUUGAUACUAGGCAAGCAUUUUUGAGUCUUUGUCAAGGGAAUCAUUAUCAGUAUGAUACCCUAAGGCGGGCUAAACAUUCCUCAAUGAUGGUUCUUUACCAUCUACACAAUCCCACUGCCCCUGCAUUUGUCACAACCUGUAACGUAUGUCAUCUGGACAUUGAAACUGGUCAAGGCUGGCGCUGUGAAGUUUGUCCUGAUUAUGAUGUGUGCAACUCCUGUUAUCACAAAGAUGGGGGCAUUAAUCAUCCUCAUAAGUUAACAAAUCAUCCAUCCAUGGCUGAACGCGAUGCACAGAAUAAGGAGGCCAGGCAACUACGGGUUCUUCAGCUGAGGAAAAUGCUUGAUCUUUUGGUGCAUGCAUCACAAUGUCGUUCUGCACAUUGCCAAUACCCAAACUGUCGGAAAGUGAAGGGGCUUUUUCGCCGUGGAAUACAAUGUAAAAGACGUGCCUCUGGUGGUUGUGUACUUUGUAAGAAAAUGUGGUAUCUACUGCAACUUCAUGCUCGAGCAUGCAAAGAAUCUGAAUGCAAUGUACCACGUUGCAGAGAUCUUAAGGAACAUUUGAGAAGGCUUCAACAGCAGUCUGAUUCACGGCGAAGAGCUGCUGUGAUGGAGAUGAUGAGACAGAGAGCUGCAGAGGUUGCUGGUAAUUCUGGGUAGAAUCAAAUUGUAAAUAUAAAUUUGGAGGUUUUGAUGGAAAAUGCUCCCUCCAAGAGGCAUGUAGAAAAUAGCUUUUGUGCUGCUCCACUGGUUCACUUGGCGCAGAUGGGGAAAACCAGUGGAUUUGUUGUAGGUCAGAAGGGUAUAGGCAUACAAAUUGAUUAUUGAUGGCUUGGUAGGGCACAAUUUUUUCAUUCAUAGAACCCGUGAUCUCCUAAAAUGAAGGUUUAUAAGAUCCGAUCAGCCUGCAACAGUUGCCUUGGAGGAAUGUUGGAGUAUAGAUGUGUGCCAUUGCCCUGAUUAGGUUAUUGUUUUUGUGUUUUUGUGUAUUCAUUGUUAUCCCUUUGGUGGCUAAUCUGUAGAAAUUUAUUCUUACAUAGGAAUGUCGGAGUGAGGGAGCUUAGUUUCAAUUUUAUUUUUUUGGUAUUGUCUAAGUUUUCCCCUUGGAACGUUGACACCCCUUUUUUGUAGAACGGCUUCUUCAUGUUUGAAGAUGGAAAAAUAAGGAGAACCGCAUCAGUUCUG
Molecule: messenger RNA, 4712 nt
Organism: Hibiscus syriacus
Lineage: Eukaryota; Viridiplantae; Streptophyta; Magnoliopsida; Malvales; Malvaceae
Product: histone acetyltransferase HAC1-like
Exons: 13
Coding region: 84-4187 (1367 amino acids)
Biological process (GO): positive regulation of transcription by RNA polymerase II
Cellular component (GO): histone acetyltransferase complex; transcription regulator complex
Molecular function (GO): histone acetyltransferase activity; chromatin DNA binding; zinc ion binding
Source: RefSeq, a predicted model, not a curated record